AUGACAUCAAGAAUAGUAGUAGCAGCAGCAGCAGCAGCAGCGGCAGCAGCAGCAGCAGCAGCAGCAGCAGCAGCAGCAAUUAAUGAUAUGGGAGGUCUAAGCUUCUGCAGAUCAUUGGUCUAUGUAUUAGCACCACACAUUACUGCAUUCACAGGAGGAUUAUUGUGUACAUAUGUGUGUUCCGAUGCUGAUCGAAUAAUUGUAGAAUUUAUGUCAAUUAUGCAGCUUGUAACAAUAAAUGAAGAACAGAAAGGUAGUGUAAGUAGGCAGCAUCCGACUAGCGGUGAUGAGGUUUCGCUAUCAUCGGAAUCAAUUCAUUUGGAUGAUAUCGAUGGUACAGUAAUGCAAGUGUUGAUAUGCAUGCAAGUACGAAAUACUUUUUACGAUGAACACUAA
This is a messenger RNA of Loa loa (African eye worm), 396 nucleotides long. RefSeq lists its product as hypothetical. Lineage: Eukaryota; Metazoa; Nematoda; Chromadorea; Rhabditida; Onchocercidae. The coding region runs from base 1 to 396 and encodes 131 amino acids. The transcript is spliced from 6 exons. The record is from RefSeq and is a predicted model, not a curated record.